GGACUCACGCUCAGUCUGCCCGGCCUCUCCCGGGGCUCUGGACGCUACUGUGUGCAGAGCUCCAGAGGUCUGCUGCUUGAAGGGGCCUCAAGGAGCCAGCACAGAGCCCAGGUGGACAGCAGAGCAUGCUGGGAUAAUCCUGCCCCGAAAAGGAAAGCAGACGCUCCUGUCCCCAAGGAAAGCCACAGCGGUGUUUUGGUCUCUCCCUGCUGUCUUCAGGAGUCAUGUGGCUGGAACUUCUCCUGGCUUCGGUGCUGGGCCUUGUCAUCUACCGAUUUGUCUCCCGGGACAAGGAAGAAACCUUGCCCCUUGAAGAUGGAUGGUGGGGCCCCGGGUCGAAGCCCUCCGCCAGGGAAGAUGAGAGCAUCCGGCCUUUCAAGGUGGAGACCUCAGACGAGGAGAUCAAGGACUUACACCAGAGGAUUGACAGGUUCCGGGCAUCCCCGCCUUUGGAGGGCAGCCGCUUCCACUAUGGCUUCAACUCCAACUACCUGAAGAAAGUGGUGUCCUUCUGGAGAAACGAGUUUGACUGGAGGAAGCAGGUGGAGAUCCUCAAUCAGUACCCCCACUUCAAGACCAAGAUUGAAGGGCUGGACAUCCACUUCAUCCAUGUGAAGCCUCCCCAGCUGCCCUCAGGCCGCACCCCAAAGCCCUUGCUGAUGGUGCAUGGCUGGCCCGGCUCCUUCUAUGAGUUUUACAAGAUCAUCCCGCUGCUGACUGACCCCAAGCCCCACGGCCUGAGUGACGAGCACGUGUUUGAAGUCAUCUGUCCCUCCAUUCCUGGCUAUGGCUUCUCAGAGGCAUCCAGCAAGAAAGGUUUCAAUACGGUGGCCACUGCCAGGAUCUUCUACAAGCUGAUGUCGAGGCUGGGCUUCCAGAAAUUCUACAUUCAAGGCGGGGACUGGGGGUCCCUCAUCUGCACCAACAUAGCCCAGAUGGUUCCCAACCACGUGAAAGGCCUGCACUUGAAUCUAGCUUUCAUUACAAAAAAUAUCUACACCCUGACCCCUCUCCUGGGCCGGCGUUUCGGGAGAUUUCUUGGCUACACUGAGAGGGAUAUUGAGUUGUUGUACCCCUUCAAGGAGAAGGCUUUCUAUAGCAUCAUGAGGGAGAGUGGCUACCUACACAUCCAGGCCACCAAGCCAGACACCGUGGGCUGUGCUCUGAACGACUCGCCCGUGGGCCUGGCUGCCUACAUCUUAGAAAAGUUCUCCACCUGGACCAACCAGGAAUACCGUGAACUGGAGGAUGGAGGCCUGGAGAGGAAGUACUCCCUGGAAGAUCUGCUGACCAACAUCAUGAUCUACUGGACAACAGGAACCAUUGUCUCCUCGCAGCGCUUCUACAAGGAGAACAUGGGCCAGGGCAUCAAGGUCCAUAGGCAUGAGAGGAUGAAGGUCUUCGUGCCCACCGGCUAUUCCGCUUUCCCUUCCGAGAUAAUGCAUGCUCCAGAAAAAUGGGUGAAGGUCAAGUACCCCAAGCUCAUCUCCUAUUCCUACAUGGAGCGUGGGGGCCACUUUGCCGCCUUUGAAGAGCCCAAGCUUCUGGCCCAGGACAUCCGCAAGUUCGUGUCCCUGGCAGAGAGGCAGUGAUGCCCUCAGGGAGCAAUCUACAGCCUCAGCAGCAGCCCUGGCGUCUCCCCAGUCUCUCUUAAGAGAGAUGCCCUCUUUCUAAAGGAAGUUUCUGUGCCCUGCAGGCUCUGGAGCCUGGGUACCUCCUCCACCUCUCCCACCCUCAUGUUAGGUUACAGACCUUAAAACACACAGCCACGGGGCUGGAGAGAUGGCUCAGAGGAUAAGAGCACUGGCUGCUCUUCCAGAGGUCCUGAGUUCAAUUCCCAGCAACCACAUGGUGGUUCACAACCAUCCAUAAGGAGAUCUUGUGCCCUCUUCUGACCUGCAGGUGUAUAUGCAGACAGAACACUGUAUACAUAAUAAAUAAAUAAAUCUUUUAAAAAAAAAUGGCCACUUUAAGAACCAGGUACCCCGGCUCUGGAAAGAUCUAGCCAUGCUUUCCUGCAGAGGAGGGAGUAGUCCGGGGCGGAGAACUAACAACCGAGUUGUCCUCAAAGCCUCUUCCUCCACCUUGCAGCUGUGGUCGAGUAUAGACCUAUAAUCCCCUGUUGCCAAGACCCAAGGCAACUCUGAAUUAUGAUUUCACUCUUACCUAGUGCCUUCUUGCCCCCCCGCCCCCCACUCCUAGCACGUAAGCUAGAUCUCCUGGCAUGAGACCUCCCCGACUUGCGAAGAACCCCCUUUUGCCCCACAUCCUCAGAGGCUCUCUGGCUGGCUCCUUCCCUUUAAGACCCUCUUGUAGGUCAUAGCAUGCCUAAUAAAGUUUUUCUGGAGCAAAA
Molecule: messenger RNA, 2353 nt
Organism: Peromyscus maniculatus bairdii (prairie deer mouse)
Lineage: Eukaryota; Metazoa; Chordata; Mammalia; Rodentia; Cricetidae
Product: epoxide hydrolase 1-like
Biological process (GO): arachidonate metabolic process; epoxide metabolic process
Molecular function (GO): epoxide hydrolase activity
Source: RefSeq, a predicted model, not a curated record